AUGACAAAGAACGUGAUAUUUUAUGCGUCGUUUCAGCUAUUCAAGAUUAAUUUCAGGCCUAAGUCAAUUGUUCUUAAAGGCGUUACAAAUGCAUCCAUUAGAAGGAUUACAAGCUUAAACCCUAUGGGAUUCCACUUCUUCAUCACCACAAGCAAGUUUAUUAGAUUACAAAGGCUUCAUAUAACAACUCCAAAAGAUAGUCCUAAUACUGAUGGUAUCCAGAUCAGCUCUUCAGACCAAGUGAGGGUCUCACGAUCACGUAUUGAGACGGGUGAUGAUUGCAUAGGUAUCCUACAAGGAUCAACUCGACUUUCCAUCAACAAAGUAACAUGUGGUCCUGGCCAUGGCAUAAGUGUUGGUAGUCUUGGCAAGAAUGAGGAUGAAGAGGAUGCCAAAGGUGUCCAAGUAAAAAAUUGCACGCUUCGUGGUACAACCAACGGUAUCAGGAUCAAAACUUUUCCUUUCAAGCCUAAUGUCAUUCCAAUCAAAGCUUUUGGAUUUCUUUUCAAGGAUAUUGUUAUGAAAAGUGUUCAAAAUCCUAUUAUUAUAGAUCAAGAGUAUUGCGGAGGAGGCCAUUCUUGUGUGAACGGACCAUCCAAAAUCAGGCUUAGUGAUAUCUUCUUCCACAACAUAGGAGGAUCGACAACUUCAUCUCAAGCUAUUAACAUCAAGUGUAGCUCUGCGGUACCAUGUCAAAAUGUUCAUCUCCACAACAUCAAUUUGAUUGGUUUAAAAGGACCAUUAUCUGCUUCAUGCAUUAAUGCCAAGAUAAACUUCUUUGGACUACAAGUACCAACUUUGAAGUGCUAAGUUUAAUUAAUUAUAUUUUUACGUAUUUUUGUUAUUCAAUUACCUGAUCUUAUUGUUC
This is a messenger RNA of Chenopodium quinoa (quinoa), 868 nucleotides long. RefSeq names its product exopolygalacturonase-like. Gene Ontology annotation, molecular function: polygalacturonase activity. The coding region runs from base 1 to 810 and encodes 269 amino acids. Lineage: Eukaryota; Viridiplantae; Streptophyta; Magnoliopsida; Caryophyllales; Amaranthaceae. The transcript is spliced from 4 exons. The record is from RefSeq and is a predicted model, not a curated record. Gene Ontology annotation, biological process: carbohydrate metabolic process.